This is a messenger RNA of Anoplopoma fimbria (sablefish), 621 nucleotides long. RefSeq names its product transmembrane protein 275a (gene tmem275a). The record is from RefSeq and is a predicted model, not a curated record. The transcript has a single exon. The coding region runs from base 1 to 621 and encodes 206 amino acids. NCBI's taxonomy places the organism in Eukaryota, Metazoa, Chordata, Actinopteri, Perciformes, Anoplopomatidae.
AUGGUCAUCACUGAUAGAAACACUGGCACCCCUGUACCUAAAAAGGAGCCCCAGAAGAAGACGAGGAGGAAGUCUCGCCCUCAUGGCCUGCCCUCCCCGGCGCUCUGCUGUGCCUGUGGCCUCUGCAUCAUGCUGGCCGGACUCAACAUCACCCUCGUGGGAGCGUUCGCCUUCAGCACACUGGUGCCUUCCGCCAAUCCUCCGAUCAUCAUCGGACCUAUCCUUCUGCUGGUGGCCUUCUCCUUUUUCGGGGCCUGUUGCGUGUGCAGCCGCCUCCCCCCUCCCCACAGCUCACGGAGGUCUAAGGUGGGCGGCAGGGGUGCGGGGCUGAUGGGACACGGCGGGCUGGCCGGUGGGGCAGCGUUUGAAAUAGAAAUCAGCGAGCACACGCUGCAGGAUACCACAGCUGUGCAGCUCAGCCCCACAUCGUCCCCUGGUUCAUCUCGUGCAUCCAGCCCAGACAAGGAGGCCCCUGACGUGGCCCUACCAGGACCCUGCAAGCUCUUCACCAUGGAGACCAACGGCCCUGCUUCUGUUUCCGCCACCGCAGUCUACUCAGCCUCCACAGCAGCAGGAGGGGAGGUGAGGCUCAACCUGCCACGUGAAGAAGUGGUCGCCUAG